Molecule: messenger RNA, 1021 nt
Organism: Meriones unguiculatus (Mongolian gerbil)
Lineage: Eukaryota; Metazoa; Chordata; Mammalia; Rodentia; Muridae
Product: peroxiredoxin-4-like
Exons: 7
Coding region: 123-944 (273 amino acids)
Biological process (GO): cell redox homeostasis; response to oxidative stress; hydrogen peroxide catabolic process
Cellular component (GO): endoplasmic reticulum; cytosol
Molecular function (GO): thioredoxin peroxidase activity
Source: RefSeq, a predicted model, not a curated record
CGGGGCGGAGUGGGAGGAGCUGGCUCCGGCGGCGCCCUGGUCCGCGAGGUCUCCCGCGCGCCUUUUUAGCUGCCCGCGGGCGGAGGGGACUCCGUGCCUGGUGAGUUCGCGCCCUGUGGGUCAUGGCGGCUCGGCCCAAGCUCCUGGACGCGACCACUGCGUCCCGCCACUGGACCCGAAAGCUGGUGCUGCUGCUGCCGCCGCUGCUGCUGCUCCUGCUGCUGCGGAGCCGAGCGCUCCAGGGCGUGGAGACCGAGAAGCGGGUCGGGACCCGCGCAAACGAGAGCGGCUUCCACCCCGGCCGAGCAGUGAGCCCCGGAGAGGCGCCCCCGGAGUCCUGCCCAGGAGGUUCCCCGCCUCUCAGCAAGAUUUCCAAGCCAGCACCUUAUUGGGAAGGAACAGCUGUGAUAAACGGAGAAUUCAAGGAGCUUAGACUGACUGACUACAUUGGGAAAUAUUUGGUGUUUUUCUUCUACCCACUGGAUUUUACCUUCGUGUGUCCAACUGAAAUCAUCGCUUUUAGUGACCGAAUUCAAGAAUUCAGAUCUGUAAAUACUGAAGUAGUAGCAUGCUCGGUUGAUUCUAAGUAUACCCACUUGGCCUGGAUUAAUACUCCUCGAGGACAGGGAGGAGUGGGGCCAAUAAAGAUUCCACUUCUUUCGGACCUGAACCAUCAGAUUUCAAAGGACUAUGGUGUAUACCUCGAGGACUCGGGCCAUACUGUUAGAGGCCUCUUUAUUAUUGAUGACAAAGGAAUCCUAAGACAGAUUACUCUGAAUGACCUUCCUGUGGGUAGAUCUGUAGAGGAGACACUGCGUUUGGUUCAAGCCUUCCAGUAUACCGACAAGCAUGGAGAAGUAUGCCCUGCUGGCUGGAAGCCUGGUAGUGAAACAAUAAUCCCAGAUCCAGCUGGAAAACUGAAGUAUUUCAACAAAAUGGCCUGAAAAAUACUUCAGUUGUGAUGUUUGAAGAGGGCAGUGUGUCCACUUCUCGAUAAAGGUCACUGUGUUAAAUACUAUAA